Mytilus californianus (California mussel) is the source of this 8285-nucleotide messenger RNA. Its product is annotated as DENN domain-containing protein 5B-like. Gene Ontology annotation, molecular function: guanyl-nucleotide exchange factor activity; small GTPase binding. Bases 126 to 4064 code for a protein of 1312 amino acids. The record is from RefSeq and is a predicted model, not a curated record. NCBI's taxonomy places the organism in Eukaryota, Metazoa, Mollusca, Bivalvia, Mytilida, Mytilidae. The transcript is spliced from 25 exons.
UACACAGGAAGUGGUCAUAUCAAUAACACAGAUCAUUGUCCUAAAACUUUACCCAUCGCAAUAUGACAAUAUAUUUAAUAUUCGACUAUUACUUAACAGACAUCAGGGAGAGAUAAUGCCAAGAAAUGACAUUUCAGUCUCAGUCAACCCGAUUUGCGGACUAUUUCGUCAUAUGUGGCUUGGAUGUGAAGUCUGGUUUGGAACCAGAUCAACUGUCUGGUGAGCAUUUGCAAUGUGCUCCUUUAGAUCGUCCUUUUAAGUCAAAGGUAUUGGAUCAUUAUCCUGAAUCAGUGCCAUGGAAUGCAUUCGACAAAGUAGCUGUUGGGAUGCUCAGUUUUCCAAGAGGUUUAUCCUUUUGUAUACAGAAAGCUGACAGACAGCCAGAAUUUCAUUCAUUUAUCAUCACUAGAGAAGAUGGAACAAGAACAUAUGGGUCGGCAUUUAUUUAUUAUGAGGAAGUUACAGAUAAAAAAAUCUUGGCUGCCAUGCAGACAUUACAACAUAUGUUCUUGGCAGAGGUUGAAACAGAUGUGUCAGAAACUCUACAUAUUGAACAAGUAGGAGGAAAUCUUAGAUUUAGUCCCCAUACAGUAAAGAAAAGGACAAUUGACGAUUCGAAAAUUUACAAAUCAAACAAGGACAGACUGUAUGUCACAAAAUGUUUAUGUUUAAUUACUCAGCAACCAUUUGUUCAACCAACUCAGCAAUUUUUACAACAGUUAUACAGUGCUGUUUCAAAUCCAAAAGAAAUAGAGUAUUCACUAGAAUCGUAUAUUUACAAUGUUUUAUAUGAAGUACCAUUACCGCCACCUGGGCGCAGUAUGAAGUUUUAUGGUAUAAAGUCACCAAUAUUUUGUCAGCGUCCAAUGGACUGGCGAGAAGUUAAAGGUGUAAGUGAGCUGCCAUUGUUUGACUUCUGUCUAUCACAGCUGUUUGAAUACCUCGACAUAAGAGACAUCGUUCAGCUGUUUACAACAUUACUGUUAGAACAUCAAGUUUUAUUUUAUUCUUCUGAUUACCAGAAAUUAAUGUUAGUAGCAGAAUGUAUGAUGACUUUGAUAUUCCCGUUUCAAUGGCAGCACGUUUACGUACCUAUACUGCCAGCAUCACUCACCCAUUUCUUAGAUGCCCCAGUACCGUUUGUGAUGGGGUUACACCAUGGUAAAGAAAGCAGAUCAGAACUCACAUUACCUAGUGAAGCCAAUAUGUGUUUUGUUGAUAUUGAUGCCAGGACAGUUGAAGUUCCAGAAGAUUUACCAAACUUCCCUCACUCACAGGAAUUAAUUGGUGAACUUAUCAAAGUCAAAAACAAAUUUCAACAUACCAACAAAAAGUCUGCAAACAUGACCACCCGAAAGUCUUUCGCAAACCUCGACAAUUUUGACAGUUCAUUCAAAGACUCGAGAUUAAGCAACCAGAGUUGUCCAGAUCUUCAAAACAAACUAGAUAUUCUACAACAAAAUGAAGCUUUUAAUAGAAUCUCUGAGCUUGCCAAAAAAACAGGUGUCUGGAACACUAUUGAUGAAUUUUCUGAUAAAACAAAAGAGAUUUCUACUCAAAAUGAAGACAAUGAUCCAAGUUCUAUGAGUGAACAAGAAAUUACUCAACUUAACUAUAACAACACUGUUAGAGAAAUCUUUUUGAAUCAUUUUUUACACAUAUUUAGUUCAUAUGACACAUUUGUUAUUCCCCCAAAUCAGGAUAUGGAAUCAUGGUUAACAAAUCGAGAGUCCAUGCAGAACUUUGAUAAAGCAUCUUUUCUAAGUGACCAGCCCGAGGCUUAUCUCCCCUUUUUAUCAUAUUUCACUGAGACACAGAUGUUUGCUACAUUCAUUGACAAUAAAAUUUUAUCACUAUGGGAAGACCCAGAACCCAGUUUACGGAUAUUUGAUGGAAGGUUAAAAUUGAUGAAGGAGCAAGUAGGAGAGCAUGUCAGACAUACCUAUGCACCAUGUAAUACUAUUGAGGAUACAGAGAAUCUGUUGAAGAAGAGAGUGAUUUAUGUUGAUCAUGUUUCCCCCAAACCCCACAGUCUGGAGGGAUUAACCAUAUCUACAACUAUAGAACCUGGAUAUUUUCCACAUUUAAAUGAUAAAGUUCUCAAUACAGAGCCAGUUUUCAAGGCCAAAUCUAGAGAGGGAGCAAAAUGGAGAAAAAGAGACAGACAACUUCAACACUCAGAACAUUUAAAGAUGAACCCGGAACAGAGAGAGGUUGUUGAAAAACAUGCUAAGCUCUGGCUAAAAUAUCUACAGGAAGCUAGAAGUAAAAGCAUGAGACAACCAAAGUUAUCUGAUAUGUCGGCUUCAGCCAUGAUACAGACCAACUGGAAAUUUGUAGAAACUUUACUACAGGAGGGGAAAACAAAGACAAAAAGAAUGUUGGUAGAUAAGAUGGGACAUGAAGCUAUAGAAUUAGGUCACGGUGAGGUUAACAUCACGGGUGUGGAAGAAAACACAUUGAUAGCCAGUCUAUGUGAUCUGUUAGAGAGAAUCUGGUCUCAUGGAUUACAGUCCAAAAAGGGGAAGUCUGCUUUAUGGUCCCAUCUUAGAAGUUUUCUAGAAUUAGAGGAAUGUAAACAAGGCAACAGAUAUUUGGAUCCUAAUUCUUUGUCUCCUGAGACAAAACCUAAGAAUGACCUAUCGACUUCUGUCAUGGAAAUAUAUAUGUCAAUUUGUAAUGUAGCAAAUUUGGCCUUGGAUGAUUUUCAUCUUAAACCAAUGGAAAAGAAAGGUCACAAGAGAAAAGGAAGUUCUGGCAGGAUAGAGUUACCUAAACUAACACCACUUCCUACUUCUAUAACUCAUGAUUUAAGGAAGGUUAUCCAGAUGUCAGACAUUCGUACAGAUGUAGGACAAUCCAGAGCUUUUGUACGACUGUCUUUAGAAAAGAAGGUCCUAGCAACUCAUUUAAAGACUCUACUGUCUGAUGCUGACUUACUCAGAACUUUAUACAAGAGAUAUGCCUUCCUGCGAUGUGAAGAUGAAAGAGAACAGUUUAUUUACCAUCUGCUAUCAUUGAAUGCUGUGGACUAUUUCUGUUAUACCAAUUCUUAUCCUAAAACUGUUGUGCCGUACAAAGUAAUGAUUUAUCCUAGUCCAAAGUUUGGUUGUUCUACAACAAGUGCCAAUCCUUGGGUGUGUAUAGCAGGACAGUUAGGAGAGACUGGACCUAUAGAGAUGCCUAAAGGAUUUCUAGAGUUUAAUGUUGAGCAUAAAAACUUGGGUGUAUUAACAACAUUAAGGAUAGGUCACGACAACGGUGGGAUAACACCUAGAUGGCUGGUAGAAUAUGUUCUUGUUAGGAAUGAACUGACUGGUCAUACAUACAGGUUUAACUGUGGUAGAUGGUUAGGUAAAGGAGUUGAUGAUGGAAGCACUGAAAGAUUACUGGUGGCUGAGUUAUUGUCACGUAAUAUGGAUAUAUAUGAUUUAGAUUUGGCUGUGCAUUACUCAUCUCCUCCUAGAUUGGGUUCUCCUAAGUCACCAAAGAGGAACACAGAACAAAGUUUAAAAAUUCCACAAAUUCAAGAGGCACUGGGCCAUGCUGUCAAUAAUCUUGUUAAACAUUACUAUAAACCAGAAAAGGAGAGAGGAAGUCUGACAUUUUUGCUGUGUGGUGAACGUGGACUGGUUCACUGUUUAGAGCUGGUAUUUAAUUAUGGCUUCAGAUCCUCAAGGUUGUUCCGUAAUAAGAUGUUUGUCUGGGAUUUUCUUGAGAAAGUGAAAUCCCAUGUAGAAUGUGUUAUGUCAGGGCAAGUGAGAAGAGCAACUAACAACAAUCCAUUUAUAUUAUGUGAUCUGAUCGAUAAAAUCAACGCCUCAGCAGAAACUAUUGGGAAGGAUGGAAAGUUUCAAGUAUUUGUCUGUGUAGGGAUUAGAGACCAUACGUUACAGAAACUGAUGCCAAUAAUUGCCAAUACUCCAAUCACGGCACAGUUGUACGAGGAGUCAUCAUUCCUACGUAAUUCUAGUCAUAUAAAGUAUCUAGUUCACAUACUCAGCACAUUGGACGAGUUUACAAUCACUUUAGAGUCCUCAUUACUUCGAGGGAUUAAUAUCUGAUUUUAAUACAUUGUUAGUUUGUUUAAAUUGUUGUGAUAAGAUUUGUGUUUGUGAAUGUAUAUAUCUAAAAAUCAAAUUUUUGUGAUUUUUUUAUGUAAAAUAAUAUAUUCAAAUGGUUCUAGCCUAGGUGUUCUUUGGCACCUGGAUAUUUAUUGCUUGCCAUUGGAGAAAAAUUAUUGCAUAAUCAAGAUUCGUUUUCAUUUUUUACCUUCAAUGCCCUUUUAAACAAGAAAAAAAAAAUAUUUUACAACUCUUUUAAUUUUAUUUAUAGUACUGUGAUACUUGGACUAAUGUUUGUAUAAAAGAUAUGUUACAAUAUGCUGGACAUGUUGGUUUUAUAAUUUACUUGUAUCAUCUGAAAAAGCCAAAGUGUAUGAUUAAUGCAUAAUAUUUGGAUAAAUGGGAUACUUAUAUAAAAGUAAUCUAAUUGGUUGUAUAGCUAUGGUAUGACACAUUAUCUAGGUCUUCCUAUGUUUUAAAGUAUAUGAGUAUAUGAGUAUAUUGGGGUGAUACCACCAGUUUAUGAUAGCCCAUCUUUAAUAGUGGAGUUGAAAAUAAUUAUUAAUUGUUUGUUCAGACUGGGCCUGGAUUUGUGGUUCUAUACCUUAUGCCAUUGAACACAUAUGAUUUGGGGGAUUUCCAUAACAAAACUUCUAUUCAAAUUUUGGAGAUUGAAAUAUCAAUUUAGGCACAUUAUUUUUCAGUGAAAUAAAAUAUUUUAAUGAUUGAAUAUUGUAGAUUAAUUUAUUUUCGUGGGUACCAAUUUUUCGUGGAGUGAGGAAACAUUGUUUUUUCAUGGAUAUUUUAUUUCAUGGUUUUGGCAAAGUCUGCACAUAAGCCGAUAGAAAAUGUGUACAUUGUUGUACAUUUGAAUUUCGUGGUUCACCUAUGUCCACGAAAUCCACAAAAUUUGUAUCCCACGUAUAAUAAUGAAUUCACAGUAACAGUUUAGCUUCAAAUGAAAGUUUAGCUUAAAUUAAGUUAGACUAUGAAUGCAUGAAUACAACACAUUCUGGUGCUCAUUUUAAAAAUUUUAACUAGCUUUUUAUUGCAUAAAGGAAAAUAAACUUUCCUCAAAGAAGAUACAAUACAAAUUUUUACUUUCAGUUUCAAUUUUGAAGAAAAAUUACAAUAAACACAUUAUAAAUUGUUUCUACAAUGAAUUAAGAAUUCAAAGAAAUACAAUGUAAUGCCCUUAUCAACUGAAAUAUCAGUCUUUUAUACAGAGCUAUUUGUUUUACAAUAUUGUAGUAAUGUUUUUGGUUAUGUACUUCUUACUCCUAAAACCUGAUGCAAUGUUAUUGUUUUUGGUGGUAUUACCCCUUUUAAAGAGAACAUAUAACAUUGGUCACAGAAAGUUUUCAGAAGUAUUAAAUUCUGUGAUAAUAACACAGGGUAGAAAAUAAAGUUGAGCAUAUUUAAUGUAUGUAUGUUAUGUUUAUAUUUUUUAUGUGUUGUGACUUUUAUAUGGUGCAUUGUGUAAAUAUUGUGCUUGAUAAUCUACAAAACCGUGAAUUGUUUUCCAUGUAGCAGUUAUGUUGUGCUUAUUAACAUCACAUAGUUUCAGUAUUGUUAUAGAGUCUGGUCAAAGCUGAUAUAAAAUAUGUUAAUAUUUUACUCAUAUACAAUAGCUGUUUUCACAAGUUGUUUAAGACUUAUACGUUAUCUCUUGUCUCAAAAUUAUUUUUCUCACCACCAAUUUAUAUUGCAGAGUCUUCAAGCUAUAAUGUAAAAUAUUAAUUUUGAGUCAGUCACUUGCAUAUAAUACAGAAAAAUUUGUUUAGAUGAAGUGCUUCUUUGUAAGUAAUUGCGCCAUUCAUUUCAUAGCUUUUUUUUCAAAUUUUAAUUAACCUUUAAGUUCAAUUAAAUAAGCUUUACCAUACUUUUGCUUCUUGCCAAUGUUUAUGCCUGACCAUAAUUUUAUCCACUAUAGCUUGGUGUAUAUUCAGCUUUCUCUUUUUAUAAAUUGAUUUAUUGAACACAAGUAAUAUUAAGUCCAUUUUUGUUGGAUUUGAUAAGUCAUUGUAAAAUUUAUUUAUUAUAAAAUCCCCCACUUUGUAAAGAAGGAACAUGCACAAUGAUCAAUUUGUCCAUUUGUUAGUUCAUUCCUUCGUCUGCUAGUCUUUUAUACAAGCAAAUCCUUCAAAAUCAAGGAUUGGAUUUCACUGAAACUUAUGAUAGGCUAAGUGCCUCUUGACUUUUUAUGCUCUCUACUUUAUUUUUCAUACUAAAUGUUUUGUUUUUUUGUGAUUUCUAAAAGCAGAUAUGCUUUGCCAUUUCUACAUACUAAGUGUUGAGGGUCAAUAUAUAUCGACAACUCUCACAAAACCAGUUACUGGAUUUAAAUAAACCUUUUAGAAAAUAUUCAAUACCUAGUUAUGGCUUUUUAACAUUUCCAAUUUUAAUUUUAUUCUGAAUGAUUUUGAGGUUUCCCAUAGUAAAACACAGACUCAGUUUUAUGUGUUCAAAUGGAAUAAGAGGAGGUUUGAAUUUGCUAGCUCACUACCAUUUUUUAGCUUCUUUUUAUUUUUUACCUUAUAUGACAAGUUAACACAAAUUCUUAUUGCAAUAUCUUUUGAUUUGGUUAUAAUAUGAUUGAAGAUGUUUAAACUUGUAUUAACAUUGUCAGUUGUCUAGAAGUUUUAUCUGUUAAUAUUCAAAGUUCACUUAGUUCUGGACUUUAUUGUGUUCUGUUAUUCGUGCAAUAAUUUCCACUCAUGCUUUUCCAAUGAAAACAUCAAUGUUGAUUUGCCAUCUUCGAAAGAAGAUCAACUGGCCAUGUUUAUUGCAAUCAUUUCUAUAAUCUUACAUAAAGUUUUCAAAAUAAAACACAUAUAUUUUUGUAUGAAUGUGACAAAAUUUUAAUCCUAAAUUAGUCUCGAUAACAGUAUUAUCUUUUAAUGGCAUGUUAAGUGAGUGGUGUUUAAUUCAUCGUGCUGCGGCGUCCUCCAACAAUGAAAACUGGUCACAAUAAUAAAGCCAAUAGUGUUGGAAGUGGCAUUAAAGAUCAAUCAAUCAUCAACACAAAUUUAGAUAAAAGAAUAACAAAUUAAUCUUAUGCACCAUAUGAACAAUUCAGUAGAAAAAAAUAGUUCAGAAUGGAUAAAACAGAAAUUGACAGACUCAGUUUGGAUAUAUUACGGUAAUUUCCUUUUUUUCCAAAUGAAAUAUAAAGUCUUCAGAUACAGUUAUAUCUUCAUAUUUUUUGAAAGAAGGCUUGAAAGUAUAUGCAUUUUUUUUUUUUUUUUCAGUAGCAAUUUAACCUUUUGUGUAUGAGAAUAUAAGAUUCAGUCCUGUCAAUAACAUGAUUGUAAUUUUUAUCAGUAUAGAAAAUUGUUUGUGCCAAAUUUGACAUUGUUAACUUUAAUAUAGUAAAUUUGUGUACUUUGUUUUUUAUGUCCAUAAAUAUAUAAUGGUAUAUGUACGGAAAUGCAACAGUUCAAGAAAUGUAAAUGAACUACACAAGAUUUUUUAUGUUAUGACCUUUUUCUUUAUGUACUGUCAAAUAUAUGCAUUUGUAAGGGGGAACUCAAAUCUUAUAACUGUUCAAAGUAUCCUCCUUUAACCAGAAAAAAAAUCAAUAUUGCAUCAAUGAUAGUUAAGUAGCUAGUUAAGAAUUCACUUGUAGGUGUAAGGACAAAAGGAAGGAAUUUCAUAAUUUUAACUGAUAUAAGGAUAACAUUUCAUUUUCCUAGAAUAUAUUUCCUGUAUAUUUUUUUUUAUUUUGUUCUUUUACAUGACAUUUUCACAACUGCUCAAUUUUGUUAAUUUUUUUUUACCUUUGUUGUAUUUUAUGCAAACAGAUUACUUAGAUUUUCAUAUUCUAGUUAUCGUUCAGUUUUGUUAAACACAAUUUUACUGCAGGCAAAUACAACAGUAAAAGUUGUCUGUAAACACAAAAUUCAAAAAAAAAGUUUUAAUUGGCCUUUGAAUAAAAAUGUGCACACCCACUCAGUUGCAAUAUUAUUACACUAUUUAAUGACAGUAAUUGGUAAAUGAAUUACCAAGAAAUGUUAGGGCUUAUCAUUUUGAAGAAAUGAGGUUGUAUAAAACGGUUUCUUAAGAUCAAGGUAUCUAUGCUUUUAAAACAACAAUAUAUUGAAGUUACAGGACACACAUGAAUAAUACAAUUUAUACCUUCCUUGUUGAUUUAAAAUCAAAAUUUGUUUAUUUUGAUCUCCUUAGUUCUUAGAACAUUUAAAAUAAAAAUGUAGAUACCAA